Melanotaenia boesemani (Boeseman's rainbowfish) is the source of this 2150-nucleotide messenger RNA. RefSeq names its product calcium release activated channel regulator 2B (gene cracr2b). The coding region runs from base 80 to 2074 and encodes 664 amino acids. Gene Ontology annotation, molecular function: GTP binding; GTPase activity; calcium ion binding. The record is from RefSeq and is a predicted model, not a curated record. The transcript has 19 exons. Gene Ontology annotation, cellular component: synaptic vesicle; endosome; trans-Golgi network transport vesicle. Gene Ontology annotation, biological process: neurotransmitter receptor transport to postsynaptic membrane; protein secretion; regulation of exocytosis. Lineage: Eukaryota; Metazoa; Chordata; Actinopteri; Atheriniformes; Melanotaeniidae.
GGUUGAAGUGAGCAUUUACGGGAGUAGCUAUGAGGUGAGGCGGUCAAAGGUAGACGAAUGCUGCCAGUACGCUGCAGGAAUGUCUAAGUGGCUGAAUGAUGAUGAAGUUUUGGUGGGUCAAGGCAGUGGGGAGGCAGUACCAGUGAGUCCCAGACUACGGAGCCUAUCAGCUGGGAGUCCCAGGCUGGGCCGGGGACGUAGCCCAUUGGCCUCACCCCGCACCAAGGAGGCAGCACCUUUAAGCCUGCAGGAAGAGACCAUGGGCAAGGCCAAAGAACUGUUUGUCCUGUGUGACAAAGAAGGGAAAGGGUUCAUCACAAAACAAGACAUGCAGAGGCUUCAGGAGGAGUUGCCGCUCUCUCCUGAACAGCUCGAGACAGUGUUUGAAAGUCUGGACCGAGAGAGCAAUGGAUUCCUCACUCCUGCUGAGUUCAACACGGGGCUUGGUGACCUGAUGGGGCUUGAGGAGACGACUGAGCUGAGUCUGGAUGAAGCGGAGGAAGACGAGGACGAGAUGGACUGGUCACAGGACCCCACUGCAGUCAGAUUUCUCAACAUACUAAAAGAGCUUGGAGCUGACAAACUUUUCAAAGACCAGCAGGAGCUCUGCUUUCUGUGGCGUGAGCUUCAGACAGACAGACCAGAGCUGCUGAGUACCCUGGAGGGCGUCUUGGGCCAUGCAGUGUCCCAUCUACAGGACACCAUCCGAGAAAGAGACAGUCUGGAACAAGCUCUACGCAGACGGGAGAGUGAACAUGACCAAAUGGUCCGGUCUAUAUAUGAAGAAAUGGAAAACCAAAUCAGAGAGGAGAGGGAGAAAUGGUUGGCUCAGGAAAGCCUCAAAGAGAAACAGAGGGGGCAACAACUUGAGAAGGAGUUGAGGAUGCGAGAGCAAGAGAUGGAGAAUACACUGAUCAAACAGAAAGAGCUUGAAACCAGAGUCCGACAGAUGAGCCGUGAGCGAGUGAACAUCAGCGAGCAGAACCAGCAGCUGCGGAGUCUCAACACACAAUUACAGGAGCAGGUGGAGAGCAGCAGGGAGCAGCUGCAGGCCGCUCUGAGUCAACUCAGCAUGCUGCAUAACAACGCUGCUCAGGAACAAGUGGCCAGACAAAGAAAUGUGAUGAAGGUGUCAAGAAACAUGAAAAAAGAGAAGGACAGUCUCUUGAAACAACUGGAGAUAUUAAGGGAUAUGAACAGAAUGCUGCGAGAUGAGAGGGAUGCCCGACAGUCACAGCAGAGGAAUCCAAAUGUCAAAAAGCCUUUGCUGAAGAAAGGCUCAAUCAUAGGUAACUACCUACUUCAAGAAAAGCCAGUGAAGAGACAGCUGAGCUCCUCUGAUGAGUUGAAGCUGGAGAAAAAGAAAGAGGUGACAUUUUCAUCCAAGACACAUCAACCGUCAUGUAGAGUCAGGGGUGAAAAUAUUCAGCAGAAACAAACUCAGAGUCAAUUUCUCAGUCCUCAGCAAGUGUUCAAAGUGGUAUUUCUGGGUAACUCAGGAGUAGGUAAGAGUUCCUUCAUCCAGCACUGCUGCACAGGACACUUCAACAAGCAAAUGAUUUCUUCUGUUGGUAUAGAUUUCCAGAUGAAGACUUUAACACUAAGCUCCACCACUAUCACCCUGCAGCUCUGGGACACUGCAGGGCAGGAGAGGUUUCGCAGCAUCACAGAGCAAUACUAUCGAAAGGCUGAUGGCAUCCUCACCAUGUAUGACAUAACUGACUCUGCCUCCUUCACUGCAGUGAGAGGAUGGAUGGACUCUGUUAAGGAGAAGAUGUGUGAAGGUACUGUACUGAUGCUGCUAGGGAACAAACUGGAUUUGGCAAACAGUCACAGCAGAAAAGUGCCAACAACAGAGGGUCAGAAGCUGGCAGAGCAGUACCAGGCUUUGUUUCACGAGUGUAGUGCCAAGACUGGACAUAACAUGGAUGAGCUAAUGACUCACCUGGCUGGUGUGCUGAUUACCAGACAUGACCAGCAAUGUGAAGAAGCUGUUUUAUUGACUGAAGACACUCCAAGACAAAGUUGCUGUGCCUACAAUAAAAAUUCACCUUCAACAACGGUAACACAGUGACACUGGGGUUAGUGGGAUCUGUGAAGACAUUACCCCAGUAAUCACCAUCCAUCUGAGGUUCACCAUCUAAAAUCAG